GGAAGGCGCUGUGUGCGCUGCGCACGGAUCCCGUCAAGUACUUCCGUGGAAAUCGAAUAAGAAAGUUUACUAACGCGUACAUCAGCCCGUCCUUUCGUCCGUCCGAUUAAGCCUGAUAUUGCCUUUCGACCCUUUCGAUUAUUCAUCUCUAAGUCCCACGGUGGAAAAUUCAACGGUUCAGAUCUCGGGGACACGGACUCCUGCAGAACAGCAACGCCUCUUUUCAGCAAGAUCGAGGACCGAAGAGUCAAUGCCCGUUUGGACAUUUUGGUGGUAACAUUCAUAUUUCAUACAGUGGAAAGUACACAGUGGAGAGAGAGCGAGAGAGAGAUUGAUCUUCUUGGAGUUCAUUCACAAGAUCUACGUAUAGGAGACUUCUUAUCGCUUCUCUGUUCUGAUCUUUAUCGGGGGACUUCUUGGAGUCAACCCAUACCAGGAAGCUUGAGGGAGGGAGGUGGUUUAGGGAAUUGGGUCGAGUCAUGGAAUCGUCUGCAAGUUUCUCGAGUUCUUCAACGGAGGAAAGGGGAAAAAUCGUUGGAAUUGCUCAAUAUCUGGUGGAUUUGAACUUUGAAGUGUACGUGUUGAUUGUAUGAUCGAGAAUCCGAAUUGGGGUUUGGGUUUUGGAUUUGGCCUCAGCUUCGAUUCUCCGUUUGGUGGAGAUCAGAUUGGGGUUGAAGGAUUUUAAAUGCGGGGUGAUGAAAUGGGGGAAAAUGCGGCAGCUUUGCACACUGCUUUGAAUUCUGUACAGGCUUUAGGUAGGGGGUUCGAUGUGAAUUUUGAUACUAGGUUGCUGUACUGUAAAGGACUAACAGGGUCUAGGAUAGUUGAGAUUGAUGAAGAACACACCAGGGAUCUACGAUUUUAUGAUAAUUUGGUAGUUCCCGAUGUUUCUUGGGACAUAAAGAGUUUCCAGGAAACUGGUGGGCGUCAGAGUUCAGGCGUUUUCAGUUUUCAAGAGAUGGUGGAGUAUUAUAAUAGAAAGGCUAAUCUCUCUGGAAAUAUUCCUAUUGGUAGUUUUAACUCUGCUUUUAGCUUUACUGGUUCAAAGCAUAUUGAUGCUUUGACCACAAAGAACCUUUCUAUGGAUGGGUAUUUCAUUCUUCUUGCCAAGUUUCAGCUUGUAAAAUGCCCGAUAGUGUUGAAAGAAAAUGUCAAACGGGCAGUACCCAGUUGUUGGGAUCCACCAUCUUUAGCAAGUUUUAUUGAGGACUUUGGGACGCAUGUUAUUACUUCUGUAACUAUUGGCGGUAAAGACGUGAUUUACGUUAAACAGCACCAGUCAUCACCUUUAUCAACCAUGGAGAUUAAAAACUAUGUUCAGGACAUUGGAAAUUACAGGUUCUCGGAUGCAGAAAGACAUGCAAGUUCAGGUCCCCUGAUACUCAAGGAUAAGGGUGUCGACCCUUAUCUGUUCAACAGCCAAGGGAUAUAUCCCCAACCCACUCCUGGACCUUAUCUUAGUGGGAAAGAAGAUGUCACCGUCAUUUUUAGGCGGAGGGGUGGAGAUGAUCUGGAGCAAAGCCACACCCAUUGGGCAAGAACUAUCUGGUCCUCUCCAGAUGUCAUUGAAAUGACGUUCUCUCCCAUCACUUCUCUUCUUGAAGGGGUAAUCGGAAAGGAUUAUCUGGCUCGUGCUAUUGAUCUUUAUCUUGAAUACAAGCCUCGGAUUGAAGAACUAAGAUACUUUUUAGAGUUCCAGAUUCCUCGGGUAUGGGCCCCUGUACAUGAUAAACUUCCUGGUAUCCAAAGGAAGGAACCUGUUUGCCCAUCUUUGCAGUUUAGUAUAAUGGGUCAAAAGCUUUAUGUCAGUCAAGAGCAGGUAUCAGUAGGCCGGAAGCCUGUGACUGGCUUGCGGUUAUUCCUUGAUGGAUCUAAGCAGAAUCGGCUGAGUAUACUUGUUCAACACUUGGCAUCUCUUCCAAAGAUUCUACAGCCAUAUUGGGACACCCAUGUGGCAAUUGGUGCACCCAAGUGGCAGGGACCUGAGGAGCAAGACAGCCGAUGGUUUGAGCCUGUGAAAUGGAAAAACUUUUCUCAUGUUAGCACUGCACCAAUUGAGAACCCGGAAACUUUCACAGGUGACCUCUCUGGUGUGUACAUAGUUACCGGAGCUCAGCUUGGGGUGUGGGAUUUCGGCCCAAGAAAUGUCUUGUAUAUGAAGCUUCUGUAUUCCAGGCUACCGGGCUGCACAAUACGAAGAUCCUUGUGGGACCAUACCCCAAAUGACAGAUCAAGGAAAGUGGCCAAUAUUGGGAGUACUACCAAUAGCCAAUCGAGUUCAGGUUCGAGAGAGAGCAUCUCCGGCAACAAGCUGGUGAAGUUUGUUGAUAUGACUGAGAUGAGCAAGGGGCCUCAGGACUCUCCUGGUCAUUGGUUGGUGACAGGCGGAAAGCUUGGUGUGGAGAAAGGGAAAAUUGUUUUAAGAGUGAAAUACUCCUUGCUUAAUUAUUAAAUUUACAAAGUAUGGUUUUCCUCUAAUGUGCAGUUUGUUGGUUAGAGGUGGUGUUUUUGAAGCACAUGUAAUUCUGUUCAUCUUGCGUGUAAACUAUUGCACUUCGAUGAACCGAGUUUCAUCAAUGUGACGGGGAUGUGUCCACUGGUGGUUUUGGAUUUGUUUCCUUCCAAAUUUCCGAUUUUGGUGUCAAAGGGAAAUGUUUUGAAGUUUGUAGAAAAUGUCAAUAGCCUAUGCUAGUUAUUCUUCUCA
Molecule: messenger RNA, 2704 nt
Organism: Malania oleifera
Lineage: Eukaryota; Viridiplantae; Streptophyta; Magnoliopsida; Santalales; Ximeniaceae
Product: MACPF domain-containing protein CAD1-like
Exons: 7
Coding region: 686-2452 (588 amino acids)
Biological process (GO): plant-type hypersensitive response; regulation of salicylic acid mediated signaling pathway
Cellular component (GO): plasma membrane
Source: RefSeq, a predicted model, not a curated record